UUACACGCUCAGUUUUAAAAACUUUGUAUUUGAAAUAAGUAAAAUAAAGUUUUCCUAUAUGUGAAAGAACAAAAGAAUCCUGGAAGAAGAGAAACGUUAUAAAUAAAAAUAGAAAUAUAUAUUCUGAUAUCCUUAAAUAUCUAUUCUUAAAGGCCCACUAUGCAACUUCGGGAAUUUCUUCGCUGUUUUCUUGGUUUGAGCACGCACAUUUCUCUACACAGCGCCCCCUACAGCUUCGUAGUAGAUAUUUUACAACACUGUCGUAACAACUCGUUGACGACCCUUCCCCAUGCACUUCUACGCGAGCCAUGUGCAUUUGUUUUCAAAGAAGCCGGCGAAUGCGUGGAGCCAUGUCCGAAGUAGAUGUUCAUAAAGUCGACGGAUCCGUCAUCCAAUCAGAUCGCGUCUGCAAAUUUAAGCACUGUGACGCGACUCGGGCGCUGACGAUACUGGAAAGCGGGAAAGCGGGUCAUCUUGCAUCGCAACAAGCAGGAAGUAGCGGGAAGAACCCGGCGAAGCGAUUUGAUUGGCUGACGGAUGCCUCUGCAAAGACUACUCCCCCAUCAGUCAGCCACGCCUUCCCACCUCCGUUGACUGAAGGAGGUAGUGGGCACGGGGCGUAACUCAGGAACACGUCCACUUUGCUCACAUUGCCGUGUUCCCAUGGUCGUCAUCAGUCUCGGUGCCAUCAUGUUGAUAAAAACUAAAAUAAAUAUGGAACAAAAAUAUGUCAGGAUAACUGAGCCAAACUUGGAAGAAUUCUUGGAUGCUGCUUUCAUGAAGUUCUCCAACCCACCACCCACUGAAGGCGUCACAGUGUAUGAUGAGACGGGAACGGAGGUGGACGCAGACGUCUUUGAAGACGUUGCACAGCAGCCAAAUGCUGGUGUAUUUACAAUCAGAUUCAAACACACAUUGGAGGGAGCAACAGGCAGUUCACUGCCUGAUGCAGCACUGGAACUUUCUAACUACAACCCUGAAGAUUCAGUCAUCCUAGAACUUUUAUCUUGCACUUCUGAUGACACCAUCAUCCUGGAGGAGGAUUCAAGUCCAUCUGCAAAACGGCAGAAACAAGACCGAGAUGCCAAACACUUAGUUGAAUCAGCCCUGGCUAAGAAACCAGGUGGAGACCGCAUUGUGAAAGAAUACAACAGGACAAAAGGUCUAACUGACUCUUCACGGCGACAGUUGGUGAACAUCCUUGCUGCCGACAUGACUGAAACUCAUGGGAUGGCACCGCCACGGCAUGCCAGAGAGAUGUAUGCCAAAGGCAUAGUUUCCAUGUUCCCGUACCUGAUGGAUCCAUAUUCCAAAAAUGGAUAUGCAAGUAUUUUUAUGCAUUCAAACAAAUAUACAGAAACUACAAUGCAAUAAGCAAUUAGAUAUUGACUGUGGUGGGUGUACACAAGUACAGUUUUCUACUUAGUAAGUAUUGUUUGUCUUAAUUUAAAGGAACAUUUCUAUGAUGGUGAAAGUGGCACUGGUUAUUUAGCAUGGAGGCUCAAAACAAUCCAGAGGAGCAAUGCUACAUCAGCGACCAGAACUUCUCCUCGUCUGACUGGUGGAGGGCCGAAAGCUAAGAGAGAUGCAUUAAGAAGUCCUGAGAUGACCCUGACUGAAGAGCAAUCCAAGGAGGCCAUGUCAUUCAUGAAGUAUUCUUCUGAUGAGGCCACUAUCAAGCAAAAGAUGAAGAUAACAUUUGAAUAUCGUUUUCAGAUCGUCCUCGAUGAAGAGAAAUCCUCAGACGUCCUGACUGAAUUUCCACGGUUCCGAGACGUCAAAGGCCUGGUAAAUGAGUGUUUAAGCAUACAACACUACAAAUAACCUGAACUGUCACUUUUAUGUUUCUUAACUCUUGCUAUGUCAUUUAUCUAAUGCAGGUUGAG
Messenger RNA from Gadus chalcogrammus (walleye pollock), 1886 nucleotides. RefSeq lists its product as uncharacterized. Lineage: Eukaryota; Metazoa; Chordata; Actinopteri; Gadiformes; Gadidae. The record is from RefSeq and is a predicted model, not a curated record. The coding region runs from base 664 to 1374 and encodes 236 amino acids. The transcript is spliced from 7 exons.